Durusdinium trenchii is the source of this 1119-nucleotide messenger RNA. NCBI's taxonomy places the organism in Eukaryota, Dinophyceae, Suessiales, Symbiodiniaceae. The record is from the annotation of a GenBank genome assembly.
AUGACCUCCCAAAGAACUCCCAAGCAACAUGCUGACAACCUUCGCCUCCCAAGACCUUCGGCCGCAAACAUCGCCCGUCCCACGGCAGUGGAACCUCGCCACCCCUGUCAGGAGUGGUCCUUGGUGAUUGGCCACGGCCCGGCGACGACCAGCUUCUUAAGACCCUGGCCGAGGAGCCAUUUUUCCAUCACCAGCUUCCACCUUCCAGACCGAGGUGAGCAGAUCCUGAUCUUCGGUGGAGAGGCCUACGACGGACGAGAGCUGACCUUCUACUCAGAUCUCUAUCGCUUGGAGAUGGGCGCUGUGGAGGUGGAUACGCCUUUGCCCUGGGAGUGGCUCGGCAGACGGACAGAAAGCUUGCGGGAGCUUUUUGAAUAGGCAGGGUGGAAUAGCAGCUUCUUCCAAGGAUUGAAAUACAGCUCCUGGGCAAAGCACGGUUGUAUCUUCAGGCAUAAACUGGACCUCAUGACUCAUGAGCGGAACUUUUGUCGUUUUGUGGGUCAAAGCUUCAUUCAAUAUGUUCUAUUGCUAGAUCCGCGACACAUCGCCCUAAGUAGGGUUUCUUGUUUGUUCAUGUUCUGGGGCUGUUGACGUCAGAGCACAAGGAGCUUUGCUUCGUUGAUGUAGCUAAAGCCACUAGCAAUGAUGUGUUCGCAUGGGUAGGGUACCCCCUUUCAGUUCCUAGUGCACGCAUUCCCGGUCAGUGGUUGACCUAGAACGACUUUGUUGAGUGUCCAAAAAUGAAGAUGCGCGCUUCGCAUGCGAAAUCGUCGCGUGGAAGGCAGCGGAAUCCUAGGAUCAGAGGUCUGGAAGAUUCACGACUUCUUCGCACACAUACCCAUGUAUUUUUAGCUUGGUGUUGUUUUGGCGCUGCCGCUUUUGAUGGACAUUUCAGAAGAGUGGAAUCCCAAAUCUUCGUUUCCCAUUGAGCCAGAAGCAUAGUCGUUCUUGGAAAGCAUUGAAAAGGGUUCUCUACUUGUUCGCAAGGGUGUGAGUGUUUGUUACUUGUACGUGUGGGCGGUUCCUUGAACAGAUCGAAAAAGAGGUUAAUUAUUAUAUGUGUCACUGUAGUCCAUUGUUCGGUCUCCGUGGCUCAAGGUCUGGCAACCAAAACAAGAG